CCCACUUUCACUCACACUCACACUCCCUCACACUGCUACUCUCACUCUCACUCACGCUCGCUUUCACACUCACUCGUCCACCCCCUGGAAAAGAAUUGCGUCCGAAGGUAGUUCCUUCUAACUCAUGAUUUCAGCACCUGCGCAGUAGAGUUUAGGUGCACUGUCCACUGCCUCAAAAACCCUGCAAACAGUGAGUUCGGCAGAUGAACCUGGCCAUGCAGCACAGUCCUUCCUCCCUCACAGAAAGUGUCACGAGAUCCGUGCGGAUAUCGUAUUGCCAUUCUGCGCUGUUGAUGUGCCAGCUCUGCUCGCGGUUCACUCCACACCUAAUGUUUGUGUGUGGCGCAACACCCUCCUGGCACCGCUACUAGGAACAAGGACUCCUGGCAUCGCCACUAGGAACAAGAACGCUACUAGGGGCUCCUGGCAUCGCUACUAAGAUGAAGAACGCUACUAGGGGUCAGGAGGGAACAGCCGAACAUAAACAUUAGUUUGAUCAGGCAUUUGGACAUGGGGCCCCAACAUGUUCAAAAAUGUAUGCGCAAAAUCGCUCAGCCCUGCAAAGAUGAACGGUUUUUUUGGGGCCAGCACCGCAUAUAAACUGUUGCAACAUACGCCGCGUAGAGCAAGGACCACCAACAGUGAGCAAGUGUGCAGUGCGCUACACAUGCGGUGCUCACAAGAUGAACUGCGCGUAUCACUCACUGUGUAUGCAGGGAAAAUGCGGCAGGUGCCAGUUUUGGAACACGCCUCCUCAACAAUGGCUCACCAACGCGAUCGCGCAAAACCCCUCCUGGAUGGAAGCCGCCUAGACUUCGUCGUGUAGUGCGCCACGCGCCACGGCGAAACUGCGUGCGAGCCUCCCGCAGCCUGGAGCGUCCUGCUACAAGGGGCGUGCUCUCCAUUCCGCUUGCAGCCACGAGAAGGACCGGUUCCCAGGACUCAAGCGCAUCAUUGUCGCAGUUGCGACCGGUGGGCGCUGGAGGAGGUUGGCAGCGGUGGUAGUGAGCGUGCGAUAAACUAUUUUUUUGGACCAGCAAUCACGUCCUUGCAGGGGUGAUGUUGCCGGCGCAUGCGCUUCCCUCCAAGCAUCCUUCAACCGUUGAGUAGUCGGCAGGAGCGCUCAUCCUCCAUCAUGCUUUUGCUGGGCCUGUUAGCCAGCACCACAUAUAGGCAGCUGGAACCCGCAAUGCUUGCGUCAGCAAUCUGUGCAUCUAGCCCGCCGCCGCAAGCAGCCCGCGCAUUGUGUUACCACAGUGCCUGGCACAAACCUGGAUAAGGUGGUGUUUUGGUCGUGUUUCUCUGGUUCUGCUGGAUGACGGGAUGUGACGGGCGAUGCACGACAGGGAAGUUAUAGCCACCACUGCUGAGUUGAACGCUUCCCGAGCGUCCUUUGUGCAUUCCUGACCUGACACAAGUUACUUCUGCGUUACCCGAACUCCACGAACCGCAGCCGGCCCACAGGACAGUACCCAUGACCAUGUCGACCCCUAUGCUCCGGACGGUGCUCCAAGUUGGUCCAUGUUCAACUUGCGGAGUGCUCCUUCCAAAAUUAUUGAUGCGGCAUCCUGCCACUGCCACAUGGGAUGUCAAGUGCCCACAUUCAGGGGUCCAUGCGCGCUGUCAAGAAAAAUUGCAGGUUCCGAACUGCAGGCGAUCAACAUUUGUGUAGGAGCACUCUUUCGCGUUGGGACAACGUCCUUGAAAACAUAUCUGUUUCUGGAAGGUGGGCGGGGCAAACACCUCCAACAUCCAUCGUGAAAAGGUUGCGCAGCAAUGGAGGCCAUCGCUAUUAAGUUGGAAGCCAUCGCUCUUAGGUUGGGGGUGCUAGUAGGUUGGAGAUGGUUGGAGGCUUCUUCGUCCUAUCACCUCCACAGAUGAUGUCACAAUGACGCUGGUCAGUGACGAGUCACUUUCAGCGGGGGCAGGUUGGAAUAGCCAAGUCAGUGCAACGAAAAUCCAACUGCGUGCGCGGGGUUGUUUGCCCGCAGGAGGCUGCGCAAACCUACCAAAUAUUUAUACAGUGUUACAGAAUACCUUCGUUCACGGUUUGAACAAUCUCAUCCAAUUCUACGUUUCCGGCCUUCGAUCAGGCGAGUGUGGAAGCGCCGCCAAGCAGCGCAUCAAGAGUGCGGCCGCCAAAUCGCGAACAGAUCGGGUGACGAAUUUGGCGUGGGUUCGUGCGUUUCUUCGCCUGUAUCCUUGCCAUGUGUGUGCGCAGGAAUUUGUCGAUGUUUGUCGCGACUUGCCUCCACGUUUCGAAAGCAGAGACGAUUAUGUCAUGUGGUGGUGCGAGGCCCACAAUCGAGUGCGCUCUGACCUCGCUCAGCAACCAAUCAGGUGUGAACUUCAAGACCUUUUGGUGGCGGGGCGGGCUGGGCAGACUUUGGCGGAGGCAGCUGAGUGCCAUGCGAC
Durusdinium trenchii is the source of this 2415-nucleotide messenger RNA. NCBI's taxonomy places the organism in Eukaryota, Dinophyceae, Suessiales, Symbiodiniaceae. The record is from the annotation of a GenBank genome assembly.